AGAACAAGAAAAAACUAGGCUUAGCUUAAAGCCUCAUCAUAUAGAGCCACUUUCUUUCUCUUCCCCUCUCUCUCUCUCUCUCUUCGCUGUCUUUUUCUCUCUCUCUAUUUCUGAGUUUUACCCCAAUCUCUGUGGCGGCUCUUCCUUAAGAUUGGAUCGGCCUCUCUCUCUCUAUACCUUUCUUCUUUGUUGGAAUUACAGGCCAAAUUUGAUCGGAAACCGAGACGAUCCGUGGAGAUUUCUACGAGAAGAACCGCCAUGGUAGCGGGUGCACAGCAAAAGCCUCAGCACCAGAGCAUCCAUCAGCAGCAGCAGCCGCCGCAGCAAGUCCCCACGACUUCUGCUGAAGAGGAGGCUCUCAAGAGGAAUACCGAUUGCGUCUAUUUUCUUGCAUCGCCUCUCACAUGCAAAAAGGGUAGUGAAUGUGAAUAUCGCCACAGCGAAUAUGCCCGGGUUAAUCCCAGAGAUUGCUGGUACUGGUUAAAUGGUAAUUGCUUGAAUCCAAAAUGCGCGUUUAGGCAUCCGCCUCUUGAUGGUCUGUUAGGAACCCAAGCAGCAACAACUGUUGGAUCUUCUGUGUCGUCAGCUCAGGUUGUAGCAGCACCUGCACCUGCACCUGCACCUGCGACACUUGUUCCUAACAAUUCUAGUAAACAAGCAGUACCCUGUAUAUUCUUCCAAAAAGGGCUUUGCUUAAAAGGUGAUAGGUGUGCCUUCUUGCAUGGACCAAAUCCAACAAACACUAGUAAAGUCUUGCAAGCACCAGCAGCCACCCAAGGUUCCGAGCCUAUGAAUCCUAAGAAGGUUUUUGGCAGCCUUCAAAAGUGCACUCAAGAUCAGAAGAUAAUCAAUACAAAUGUCUCAAAGGCAGUUGGAAUACAUCCUGAAGUUAGUUCUGCUCUAAAGCUUGAAACGGCUCUACCUAAAAAUAGAGUUAGUGCAGAGAGAAAUGUACCAGCAACCAAAGCCUCUGAUGAUGAGGCUCUUAGAUACAAGGCAAUGAGUAGUCUACCUGUUAUCAAUGGAAACUCUAUAAUUCGGCCCAAUCGUACGCACCAGAUCAUUGUAUCCGAUGAUCACGGUUUUCAGAAUGGUAAGGAUGCUGAUGAGUUCUUGAGAGAAUCUUCUCCUGGUUUUGAUGUUCUUGUAGAUGAUGAGCUUGGUGAUCCUGAUUAUUUUCAUGGUGAAGAUCAAUAUGGAAGGACAAGAGCUCAUGAUGGAAGGAACAUGAAUCCUGUGGAUGACUAUGAUAUUGACCGUUCAGCUGAUUACAGUUCAGUGGCUGAUGCUGAUCGGGAAAGAUUUCGUGAUCCACGAGGUUAUGACUCUUAUGAGCACUUGCAAGAGCAGUAUGGUUGGGAUCAGCACAGGGCUUCAUCUGAGAGAGUGGUAGUUGGGCCAGCUCAUCUUGACAGGAGGGGCUAUCAUAAAUCAGGUAGUCCAGAUAACAUUAAUGGGUCGGAUCUUAGGAAUAGAUUAUCUAAGCAAAAAAGAGGAAACGGUUUGAGAUCUGUCAUCAGUCAUGAUUAUGACCGUACUGACCAUUUCGAGGAGCAAAAUUAUCGGGGGUCUUCUCGGAGAGAUUCACACCAGUUACACCCCCAUGAGGGUUCACUUAGUAGUCGCCUUCGUGGAAGAAUAAAGCUUCCACGGGAUUCUUCUCCUGCCAAUGGUAGUGAUUUCCGUCUGGAAAGGGAAGUUGACAGGGGAAGGAAUCGGAGCAGAUUGUCACCCAGCAGGCCUCAAGUCUCCUCCCCUCAAGGAAGGCUUCAAGAUAGAAUUAAAGGAAGACUACAGGGGGACUACCAUAACGAGGGGAGAAUUUCUAGGGGUUUGCGUAUCAGGAGAGAAGAUGACAGAAGUGGAGACUUUGCUGGUCCUAAAAGUUUGGCCGAACUGAAAGUUGGAAAGGUUGGGGAAAGUAAGGAUCAAUCACUACUUGGAAAACGAAAGAGUGUGAGGAUGGAGGAUCCUCAGCAAUCUGAAGGUCAUCUUUCAUUUGAAGGACCAAAGCCUCUAAGUGAGAUUCUGAAGAGGAAGAGAGAAGCUGGGGUUGGAGAUUCUGGUAGUGGAAAAUCAUCCCUCAAUAAAGAGGAAAAUAAUCAAAGGCAGAUGCAAAGUGCUGUGUCCGUGGGAACCGAGCAAGAAGGCAAUAAGGAAGAAUCCAAGUCUGCAAUUGGAACAGAAGAAAAAACCAAUGCUGCUCAUGGGCAGUCUACUCAAGAACCUAAUGUGAAUGAGUUUGAGGCUGAAGAUGGGAUGAUUUAUGACGAGGAGGAUCAAGAGCUUGACGGUGAAGAGCAGAGAGAUGGGGACUAUGAUUACGAACAAGGUGAGGAAGGGGACUAUAAUUAUGAUGGUGAAAAUGUCGAAGGGGAAGAGGAAUAUAUAGAGGAUGAGGAUGUGGAUGGGGAUGGGGAUGACUUUGCAAAGAAGAUUGGUGUGAUGUUCUCUUGAUCAAUGUGGGAAAAGAAGAGGGUGAGAUAGGGAGGACUAGCCACAGUUUUUCAAGAAAAGUUUUGUGUUGGGGGCUGCCUAUCUCCCAAAAUUCAAAUUUGGUGGUUGGUUCUGAAUACUGAUCAAGGGGUCUAGCUGCUGUGGACUGUCUCUUUGUAGAACUAGGGAUAUCAAGGUUUCCUUUUUUUUUUUUUUUUUUUUUGGUUCCUUGUAUUAGUUGAAACAUUUCAUUGUAUUUAAAUCUGAUUGAAAGGGGAUUUUCCUUUAUGCUCCAGGCUUUUUUGCCAUGCCCACAGCAAAAGUUGCAUGUUUAAUGCAUGAUUGUAACAGUAGAAAGUUAAUAAGAAAAUAGCUGUUCUACCA
Molecule: messenger RNA, 2820 nt
Organism: Ziziphus jujuba (common jujube)
Lineage: Eukaryota; Viridiplantae; Streptophyta; Magnoliopsida; Rosales; Rhamnaceae
Product: zinc finger CCCH domain-containing protein 17
Exons: 3
Coding region: 259-2457 (732 amino acids)
Molecular function (GO): metal ion binding
Source: RefSeq, a predicted model, not a curated record